Cadophora gregata is the source of this 1464-nucleotide messenger RNA. It is a transcript of the gene PSF2, whose product is annotated as DNA replication protein psf2. The transcript has 2 exons. The record is from RefSeq and is a predicted model, not a curated record. Bases 20 to 742 code for a protein of 240 amino acids. Lineage: Eukaryota; Fungi; Ascomycota; Leotiomycetes; Helotiales; Ploettnerulaceae. Gene Ontology annotation, biological process: double-strand break repair via break-induced replication; DNA replication. Gene Ontology annotation, cellular component: nucleus; GINS complex.
CACCAAUUGACAACUCACAAUGGCAUUACCACUACAGCCCGGUCUAACACCAGCAGAGGUGGCAUUCCUCUGUGAGAUGGAAAUGAUCACAGUGGUACCUCGCCAGCGACUCGAAAGCCUCAAUCUUCUCGCAGGCCCAACCCCCGCCCUCCGCCCACCCCACCGAGCCUCCAUCCCCCUCUGGCUCGCCCUUCUCCUCAAACGCCAACGCCGAGCCAACAUCCUCCCCCCACCAUGGCUCCUCCCCUCCUCACUCGACCGCAUCCUCUCCUACGAAACCGAGACAUCCCCUCAAACAUUCUCCCCCCCUCCACCCCACCCCUACCCCCUCUCCACCCGCCCCCUCCCAACAGACACCACCUCACCCCCUUUCCUCCCCUCCUCCACCGCCGACUCACCCCCCGACUACCUCCCCUACCACUGGCUCGAACUUGGCGAGAUCCUCCUCGAAGCAUGCUCGGACGAUAUCCCUGAGCCGGGACGUGUACGUACACUGUUACGAGACCUGCGGGAAGUCAGGAUGGCGAAGAUGAGGGCUAGUAUUAAGGUGCUAGAGGGUGGUGGUGUGAGUUCUCUGAGGGGUGUGGGUGCUAUGGAGGUUGCGGAGGGAAGGGGAUUCAUUGUUGGUGUUAUGGAUGGGUUGAGGAGGCUGGGGGCUAGUAGGGAGGUGGCGAGGAGGGAGAGGGAUGAGUUGGGGGGUGAUGGGGAGGGGAGUGAGGAUGAGGAGAUGGGGAUGGAGUAGGUGGUUUUAUUGUGGUGGUGUUGCAUAGCGUGGGAUAUUGUGAGAUGGAAUGGGAGUUUAUGGCGUUUGGGUGCAUGACUGGGCUGCAUGUGGGGGAAAUACCAUUUUGUUAUGACGGAAACGCUACAUCUAGAAGGCAUAGAAAUGGAAUACGCUACCUAUUUCUAAAGUCUCAGCAAAGCCCGACUCCAACCCUGCCUCACAGCACUCGAAUUACCCCCUCUCUCAAUCCACCUCACCAUCUCACUUAUCUCUUCCUCUUCCCCCUGCCCCUUCCUCUCCCCCUUCUCCCUCCACUCACCUCCACUCCUCGCCUCAUACAAGUAAGUAUUUGAAAAGGCGAUCUCACAGCCUUUUCCAUUCUCAAAACACAAUCGUCGAACCACCAACAACUCCCUCCUAGGCAGCGCUUGUAGUAGAUACUUCUCCAACACUGAGAAGUCUUGUUUGGUAUUUACUGUAGUGCUUUUUUUUUUGGAUGGUCUAGGUUGGAGUAGUGAGAUGGGUGUGGAGGGCUGAGGGCUGAGGGCUGAGAGGUAUAUGUUGUGGCUGUGUUUGUUGUUGUCAAUACAGAAAUUGCUAUCAUUUUCCCUCUUACUCCUCGUUCUCUUCUUUUUGGCGCUCGUCAGUCUUCGGAGAGUUUCCCUUUCGGCUUCUUUAAUUUGACGCGGUUCCUUGUAUUUUAAUACCUUAAAAGCGUUGUACAUAGAGUAUGAGAUGAG